Alligator mississippiensis (American alligator) is the source of this 2291-nucleotide messenger RNA. It is a transcript of the gene SLC34A1, whose product is annotated as solute carrier family 34 member 1. The coding region runs from base 62 to 1876 and encodes 604 amino acids. Gene Ontology annotation, cellular component: brush border; apical plasma membrane; vesicle. The record is from RefSeq and is a predicted model, not a curated record. Gene Ontology annotation, molecular function: sodium:phosphate symporter activity. Lineage: Eukaryota; Metazoa; Chordata; Crocodylia; Alligatoridae. The transcript is spliced from 12 exons. Gene Ontology annotation, biological process: intracellular phosphate ion homeostasis; sodium-dependent phosphate transport.
AAGAGCCCCGCGGCCGGGCCGGUCGUCCGCCGCCCGGGCCAGCCGCGCCUCGCAGGGGACGAUGCUGCUCCGGGGCCAGGAGAGCCCCACGCCGCGCGGCCUCCCGGGGGGGGCCCUUCGCGGGCCGCCCUUCGCCUACUGCCCCAGCCCCCAAGCUCUGCCGCGGCUGCCCGCCGCCUACCCCUUCCCCGCCGGCACCUGCCCGGACCGAGGCUGCCAGGGGCAGGGCACGGGGAGCUGCCAGCCUGACGCCCUCGCCCCCAAGCCGUGGCCGGGCCUGGAGGAGGCGCAGAGCCCAGCGCCGCGCUGCGGGAGCCGGGCCCGCUCUGUCGGCCUCGCGCUCCUCAAGGCGCCCCUGAUGCUCGGCUGCCUCUACCUCUUCGUCUGCUCCCUGGACGUGCUCAGCUCCGCCUUCCAGCUGGCGGGAGGGAAGGCGGCCGGGGACAUGAUGAAGGAGGGCGCCGUCUUGGCCAACCCCGUGGCCGGGCUGGUGGCCGGGAUCCUGGUCACGGUGCUGGUGCAGAGCUCGUCCACCUCCACCUCCAUCGUGGUCAGCCUCGUCUCCGCGGGCCUGCUGGAGGUGCGCGCCGCCGUCCCCGUGCUCAUGGGCUCCAACAUCGGCACGUCCGUCACCAGCACUGUCGUGGCGCUGCUGCAGGCCGGGGACCGCACCCGCUUUGAGCGGGCGUUCGCGGGCGCGACGCUGCACGACUGCUUCAACUGGCUGUCGGUGCUGGUACUGCUGCCGCUGGAGGUGGCCACCGGCUUCCUGCACCGCGUGUCGGCGCUGCUCGUGGCCGCGCUCCGCGUCCGCAGCGGGAAGGACGCCCCCGCGCUGCUCCGGACCCUCACGGAGCCGCUCACCCGCCGCAUCAUCCAGCUGGACGAGUCGGUCAUCACGGGCAUCGUCACGGGCGACGAGAGCGCGCGCAACAGGAGCCUGGUGCGGGUGUGGUGCGGGCAGCCGGCCCUGCAGCUGCAGAGCCCGGGGCCGGGAGGAGCAGCCCUGAACUGCAGCGCGGGCGCCCUCGGCAACACCACGGCCGAGAAGUGUCACCACCUGUUCGUGGACUCGGCGCUGCCGGACGUGGCCGUGGGGCUGGUGCUGCUGGCCGGCUCCCUGCUGCUGCUCUGCUCCUGCCUGCUCCUGCUGGUCAAGCUGCUCAACUCCGUGCUCCGCGGCGCGGUGGCUGGGGCUGUGCAGAAGGUCAUCAACACCGACCUGCCGCCCCCGCUGUCGUGGCUCAGCGGCUACUGUGCCAUGCUGGUGGGCGCUGCUGCCACCUUCGUCGUGCAGAGCAGCUCGGUCUUCACCGCGGCCAUCACCCCCCUGAUCGGCCUCGGCGUGAUCAGCAUCGAGCGCGCCUACCCGCUGACCCUGGGCGCCAACAUCGGCACCACCAGCACCGCCCUCCUGGCCGCCCUGGCCAGCCCCGGGGACAAGCUGGCCAGCUCCAUCCAGGCCGCGCUGUGCCACUUCCUCUUCAACGCGGCGGGCAUCGCACUGUGGUACCCGGUGCCGUGCACGCGCCUGCCGGUGCGCGCGGCCAAGGCGCUGGGGGCGCGCGCGGGGCGGCGGCGCGGGCUGGCCGCGCUCUACCUGCUCGGGGCCUUCGUGCUGCUGCCCGGGCUCGCGCUCGCGCUCUCGCUGGCCGGGUGGCGUGCGCUCCUGGGCCUGGGCGCGCCCCUGCUCGCCCUGGCCGCCGGCCUCGUGCUCGUGCGCGCCCUGCGCGCGCGCGCCCCCGGCCUGCUGCCCCGCUGCCUGCGUGCCCCCGCGCCCCGCAAAGCCAAGCCGGGCCUCGAGGAGCCCGCGUGCCCCGGCCCCUACGCCCCGCCGCGUGCCCCCGCGCCCGCGCUCCGAGCCACCGCGCUCUAGCCCCGCGCCCGCGGGGCCGCGCCCCAGGGAGCAGCCGGGGGGCGUGGGGCAGAGAGCGGCGUUGCCCGUCGGGGCCGGACCGAGGCAGCCCGGACGCGUCGGGCCGCGGCGGCGGGGAACGUGCCGCCCGCAGCGCCCGGCUCGGCACCGGCUCGUCCUGGGCAACGCGGGACCCUCCCCGGGCGCAGGCGGUGCCGCGGGCGCGGUGCCGGGGCUUCCCCUCCGCCUGGGCCUAGCGUCCCUUCCGGACCGGCUGCUGCCGCCUCGGCCCGCGUCUGGCCCGGCUUCAACAGCAUCCCGGCCCCGCGGAGCUGCUGACGGCGCCGGCCCGGCCGCGGGACUGGACGGGGCGGGAGGGGCCGCCGGCUGCGGGACGCGCCCUCGGGCGUUAAUAAAGACUGCGGCGCAGGCCCGA